CUCGGGCCAACGUGUCCUCAUAUUUGUAUGAAAUCUGGAGAAAGAGUAACUCGUCAUCAGGCAACAGAACUACCUGGUCAGGGCCUCACGACGGAUAACGGAAGACUUGAUGAGGAUUUAGCAAACUUAAAAAGGGACAGAUAUUAGUCCCAAACCCACGCCGACUUGUGGCCCCCUGUUUGUUUUGUCCGGCCAGUGGGACUCCAGAGGAAACACUAAAUCAACCAACUAGUGAAUGCCGAAGCUGUGUAAGACAACAUCCCGCCUGCAGCUCGGUCCACUGAACCUAUGCUUCAAUCUGAUCCAGAGGAUGUGCUCAUGACAAACAAAACUAUUCUAUUUUAUACAUUCCCCUCUCGAAAGAAUAUCCGUAUUCUAUUCAUUUCAUUGUUAACUACCUUCAUUGUUAUAGUAACGUAGACUUGUAGUUUUCAUAUAUAUAUAUAUAUAUAUAUAAAUAACAUAGUGAAAAAGUGUGUUAAAAGAGACAAGAUUCAACACUAUGUCAUUGAUAAGGGCUUUGUGAAGCUACUUGCACUGCGUUGGAUUAAUUGUCUUUGUUAGUGCUGUAAAACGUUGGGUCCAAGGGUUGUUUUUUUUUUUUUUUAGCUGGAGACUUUAAACGUGUCUCUUACAUUUUUUUAUUUUUUUGCUGACACAAAUUCCAAGCUUCGUGAGAUUUGCUUGUUCCAACAAUCUUUUGUGCUCCUUGUGUGUGUGUGUGUGUGGCCUGCGGUUGGCCUCUGUGUGUUCUUUAGGGGCUUUUCUAAGAUCCUCCCUCAUCCGCGGCUCCAAUUACAGAACAAGCCGUUUUGAUAUGCUCUGAAAAAAGUGGAAUUCAUACGUAACUGGGAAUGUUACGUAAGGGCCCUCGUAGGCUGGUCCUGGGAACGUUGCAGUGAGCGCAGACAGAGGAGAGCAGGGUGCCAGCAGCCAGCCAGGUCGCAAAGACAGAAAGAAGGCAAAAAGAGAAGCACGUUCCAUGUGACUGAAGCGCCUCCUUUGUUCAGAUGUUGGAGACCCGAAGGCAUCAAAGAAGGAACAAACAAUUUGAGUAAACACGAGUCAAGCAAGUAGAGAUUUGCAGACAAUCGUACGGAUCCUCUGAAGACGGGACCCCGGGAGGCACCAACCGCCCCUUCCACCCACCACCCAAAAAAAAAAAAAAAAACCCCGUCAGGCUCCUGGCUCUCGGUCUCCUCGACUGACUCGACUCUGUGGCCCGUGACCGUCAUGUCGGGGGAAGAGGAGUUGUCCUUCAGCGAAGCCAUCCAGAGGGCGAGCGCCUCCAUGUCUCGCUUCCCUCUCAUCCCGGUCCGAGGCGUUCCGCUCAUGUGCAGCAUCGCCAACAACUGGGACUCCGUCUGGGCCUUCCGCCCCGACCCCUCGGACCUCCUGAUCGCCACCUACCCCAAAGCAGGGACCACGUGGACGCAGGAGAUCGUCGACCUGCUUCUCCACAACGGAGACGCCGAGGCCUGCAAACGGGCGCCGACCCCCGUCCGCAGUCCCUUCCUGGAGAUGUUCUCCCCCCCGCCCAUCCCUUCAGGUCUUGAUUAUCUGAACAACAUGGCUCCUCCGAGGAUCAUCAAGACACAUCUCCCUUUUCAGCUGGUGCCCACAGGGUUUUGGGAGAACGGGUGCAAGGUUAUCUACGUGUCGCGCAACGCCAAAGACAACCUGGUGAGCUACUUCCACUUUGACUGUAUGAACAUGACGCAGCCUGAGCCGGGUCCCUGGGACGGCUACGUCUCCAAGUUCAUGCGCGGAGAGUUGUCGUGGGGCUCCUGGUAUGACCACGUCAAAGGCUACUGGGCGGAGAGAGAGAAGAGGAACAUCCUUUACCUUUUCUAUGAGGACAUGAAAGAGAAUCCCCGGCGCGAGGUGGAGCGCAUCAUGAGGUACCUGGACCUGUCCGUCUCUGACGAGGUCAUCAGCCGGAUUGUGGAGCUCACGUCCUUUAAGAACAUGAAGGAGAACCCGAUGACCAACUACUCCUGCGUCCCGGCGCCGGUUUUUGACCAGUCCAUCUCCCCCUUCAUGAGGAAAGGUGAAGUAGGCGAUUGGAGAAACCAUUUUACACCCGAGCAAUCGAAGAUGUUUGAUGAAGAUUACGAAAAGCAGAUGAAGGGCGUCAACAUACCAUUUAGAGACCUUAUCUAACGGAUUUGGUUGUUGUUGUUGUUUUUUUGCAAACUGAUAUCGCUCUUCAAACCAAAGACAUGUGUGACACUGUGCAGAUCCUGUCAGAAGCUAGACACCAAAACAAGAGAGGAAACAAAGAUUUGUUUGAGCUUGCUUAUGUGCCUCCUGCCCUGCAGAUGGAAAGGAAAUCCUCUGUAUGGAUACUUAAAGGAUCAAUAAAAAAAAUGGCCUCCACAACACGAGCACAUGAGUUGGAAAUCAUCAUUUUAUUGCAGCUUAUCACGUAAACAAUAUAUAAGACCACAAGUGUUGUGACUAAGUGGACGUGCCCAUUUUGACGUCACGAGACCUCCAACAGAGUCAGCUGACCGCAUGGAGCCCGCAGAGCGCUGGCACCUGGGGGCGCGUUGGCUUUUCUGCCCAUAUGAAGUCAUUUCGCAACCCUACACCACACUGAACAAAGCCCAGCCGAAGGAGGGAGGCGGCACGAGACACGAGCGACAAAAGACUAGAAUAAAGGAAAUGAGCUGGAAAGUCAAUCAUAUGAAAAUGGACAGAGGACACAAAAACACAACAGCUGAGAAAAUCCAAGUUUAACAAAAAAAUCACUUUCAAUACAUACUUUUUUUCUGAGAAUAAAAUUUUAAAUAUUUGAAUACUUUAUCGCCAUGGAUACUUCCUUUCGGUUGAGUCAAAUCUCCUUGCUUGUGUGGAGGCUAUGUUUGUGUAGAUUUUUUUGACAGGUUUUAUUGUUUUUUUUU
Messenger RNA from Pungitius pungitius (ninespine stickleback), 2906 nucleotides. It is a transcript of the gene sult1st6, whose product is annotated as sulfotransferase family 1, cytosolic sulfotransferase 6. The record is from RefSeq and is a predicted model, not a curated record. Gene Ontology annotation, molecular function: sulfotransferase activity. The transcript is spliced from 8 exons. Gene Ontology annotation, cellular component: cytoplasm. The coding region runs from base 1234 to 2163 and encodes 309 amino acids. Gene Ontology annotation, biological process: sulfation. NCBI's taxonomy places the organism in Eukaryota, Metazoa, Chordata, Actinopteri, Perciformes, Gasterosteidae.